This is a messenger RNA of Jaculus jaculus (lesser Egyptian jerboa), 2390 nucleotides long. It is a transcript of the gene Tpk1, whose product is annotated as thiamin pyrophosphokinase 1. Lineage: Eukaryota; Metazoa; Chordata; Mammalia; Rodentia; Dipodidae. The record is from RefSeq and is a predicted model, not a curated record. Gene Ontology annotation, biological process: thiamine diphosphate biosynthetic process; thiamine metabolic process. The coding region runs from base 90 to 821 and encodes 243 amino acids. The transcript is spliced from 9 exons. Gene Ontology annotation, molecular function: ATP binding; thiamine diphosphokinase activity; thiamine binding.
GCGUGCGCGCCGCAGGCUGCACAGCCGAGCGCCGAGCCCUCGAUCGUCGCUGCCGCGGCCUCCUCCCGCGCUGGUAUCCCACACCCGCUAUGGAGCAUGCCUUUACCCCGCUGGAGCCCCUGCUUCCCACUGGAAAUUUGAGGUACUGCCUUGUGAUUCUUAAUCAGCCUCUGGACAAAUGCUUUCGUCACCUUUGGAAAAAAGCCCUUCUGAGAGCCUGUGCCGAUGGAGGAGCCAACCGCUUAUAUGACCUCACGGAAGGAGAGAGAAAAAGCUUUUUGCCCGAAUUCAUCAAUGGGGACUUUGACUCCAUUAGGCCGGAAGUUAAAGAGUACUACGCUGUUCAGGGCUGUGAGAUCAUCCCAACUCCUGACCAAGACCACACUGAUUUCACUAAGUGCCUGAAAGUGCUCCAAAAGAAGAUAGAAGAGAAAGACCUGCAGGUUGAUGUGAUCGUGACCCUGGGAGGCCUUGCUGGGCGUUUUGACCAGAUCAUGGCGUCUGUGAAUACCUUGUUCCAAGCCAUAUACAUCACUCCUUUGCCAACUAUAAUCAUCCAAGAGGAAUCUCUCAUCUACCUUCUUCAACCCGGAAAGCACAGGCUGCGUGUAGACACUGGCAUGGAAGGCAGCUGGUGUGGCCUGAUUCCCAUGGGACAACCUUGCCACCACGUGACGACGACAGGUCUGAAGUGGAACCUCACAAACGAUGUGCUUGGCUUCGGAACUCUGAUCAGUACCUCCAACACCUAUGAUGGGUCUGGGGUUGUGACUGUGGAAACGGACCAUCCUCUCCUCUGGGCCAUGGCCAUCAAAAGCUAAUCUACAGACUGACGUCCAUCCGUCCAUGUGCCUCAGCCUUAACCUUCUCUGCCAGUGGUUCAAUGCUCAGCAUGACCAAUUCACCUAGGUUUGCAAAAGUGGAAACUUCUCCAUGGGAAGUGUGUAAUUUUUAAAGAUAUCAGGUGUUGGCGUGUAGCUCGGUGGAAGAGUACUUACUUGCCUCGCAAGUGCAGGGCCUUAGAUUGAACGCCCCGCACCACAAAAACAAUGAGGAUGUUCGAGUUUGGAUAUCCCAGGUAAUACUGUAGGUGACGUCUCAAUUCCACAAUGAAGGAAAUUUUAUUAUUAUUAAAAUAUUAAAUCAUUAUUAAAAUAUUUUUAAAAAUCAAUAAAUAGGGCUCUAUUACUUUCAAUUAGAGAGUUAAUGUGAUGCAUUCCAUUGUAAAAUUCAAUGCUGAUUGUUUUUGUUUAAUUAAUCAUUCCAUCUAUCUUUUAAAAAAUGUUUUUAAUUUUAAAGCAGAAAAAAAAAAAAAUGUUGCUGAGGAUUCUUGGGCAUCAGGCAUGCCUGACAACAGGCUACCUCUGAGUAUCUUCUGGCUCCGGGUUCCUCUAUCUCUGUUAUUUCUAUCUACAUAUUAUAUAUUAUCUGGAUCUACUGUCUUCCAGGGGCCUGAGGUAGAGCUCAACCAUCUCGCUCUGGCCUUAUCGCUUUGGCAUUGUCAUUUAAAGACCAAGAAUCAUGUAUCUAACUGCUAGGUUUGAAAGCAGGGUGUGGGGAAAGAUGACUAUUCACGGUCCCUUGUUUGGACCCCAACCCCAAACUCGGAAGUUCAGUGUGGUAGGCCUGGAGGGCGGGAGCGCCUCAUCACCGCCGUGACACAGGUCUGAGGGAUUUGAGCAGAGGAACCUUUGAUAAAUUCAGCUGCUUUUGACAUUCCUCAGACAGGAAAAAAAAAAUGAGUUCAUCAAGUUCACUCACAUCGCCAGGAAAUAAGUCUGUCUAUGGGAAUAAAUGAACAUCAUUACUAGGAAGCCAAAGCCUGAAACUUGUUCUUUUGUUCCUGACCAAAAAUUUGCCUGGUUUCCUGAACCCCUUUCCUUGGCUGUACUGGGGGAGAGGCUGCUCUGAGCGUGGGAAGGGACUACACGUGCAGAUUCUGAGUGCUGGCAGCGUUGUAAGGGAGUAACGCGGAUACUGGAGCAUUUGUUAAAUCAUAUCUUGACAAACAAACCAUGAUUUAAGAAAAUCCUGCCCAACAUGUAUUUGUGUGCAGUGACUGUGACCAAUGAUUGUCUUAUCGGUGCUCAACAAGUGUGACACUCAGAUGGCAAAUGGAGAAUGAAAAGGGAGCAGUUGAACAAUCAUGAAGUUCCGAGUGGUUAAUCAUUAGAAAUCAUGUUUAAUUAGUUUAUGCAAACAUGUGAUACUGAAAGUCAGAUGUCAUGUAAACACAGUCGAUUUCUAAAAAGAUAAUUCAUUUUGUUGCUUGUAUUUCAUUAUGGCCAGUCUCAUGGUAAGUGUUUUGGAAUUAGACAUAUCUACUCAAAGGGAGAUUAAUAAAUAUGUACCUCACAAUAAAAAUUAUGAAUUAAAAGCUUUUCAUCUCA